AGUCCCGCCUUCUAAAAAGGAAGUAGGGGUGCGUGAGAACGCCGGCGGUGACCGCGGCCACAGCGGUGACCGAGCGAGAGGAAGGCGGCGGCGGCGGCGGGAAGUCAUUGCUGCUCUGGGUUCGGGUUGGCGACUGAAGGCGGUACCGGCCUCCCGGAACAGCCCGGGGGAGGGCUUAGGUGCAGACGGGCAGGCUGGCCGCGGCCGGUUUGGUCUGGGGACCGCGGGCUGGAGCAGGUGGAAAUUUAAAAUUGUUUGGAGUCAACACUGUUUCCAACCAUGGGUUUGUCUCCAUCUGCUCCUGCUGUUGCAGUUCAGGCCUCAAAUGCUUCAGCGUCCCCACCUUCAGGAUGCCCGAUGCAUGAAGGGAAAAUGAAAGGCUGUCCAGUGAGUACAGAGCCAUCUGGCCCAACCUGUGAGAAGAAAACAUACUCUGUGCCUGCCCACCAGGAACGCGCCUAUGAGUACGUGGAGUGUCCCAUUAGGGGCACUGCGGCUGAGAAUAAGGAGAACCUAGAUCCUUCAAAUCUGAUGCCACCACCCAAUCAAACACCAGCUCCAGAUCAGCCAUUUGCAUUGUCUACUGUCAGAGAAGAGUCAUCCAUUCCGAGAGCAGAUUCAGAGAAAAAGUGGGUUUACCCGUCCGAGCAGAUGUUCUGGAAUGCAAUGUUAAAGAAAGGGUGGAAGUGGAAGGAUGAGGAUAUCAGUCAGAAGGAUAUGUAUAAUAUCAUUAGAAUUCACAAUCAGAAUAACGAGCAGGCUUGGAAGGAGAUUUUGAAGUGGGAAGCCCUUCAUGCUGCAGAGUGUCCUUGUGGUCCAUCAUUGAUCCGGUUCGGAGGGAAAGCAAAAGAGUAUUCACCAAGGGCACGAAUUCGUUCUUGGAUGGGGUAUGAGUUGCCUUUUGAUAGGCACGAUUGGAUCGUAAACCGUUGCGGGACAGAAGUUAGAUAUGUGAUUGAUUAUUAUGAUGGUGGUGAAGUCAACAAGGACUACCAGUUCACCAUCCUGGACGUCCGUCCUGCCUUAGAUUCACUUUCGGCAGUAUGGGACAGAAUGAAAGUCGCUUGGUGGCGUUGGACCUCGUAAAGCACUGUUUGAGAUGGAAAAAUAUAAACUAUUUUUUUCUGAGAGAUACAUUAAACUAUUUUCCCCAAAUUGAAUUGCACUCAUGAUGUAAUGGGAACUUCAAGUGGGUAAUCACACUUUUUCCUUCACUUAACGAAGGAUACUAUGCACUGUUCACUUUUGAGUUGUGUUGUACCUUGCGGUUUAUAGCAGAUCAUUUUGUUUUCUUCCUACUUAGCUUAAGUGGGAAGCAGUCUCUCAGUUUUUCCUUUACCUGCAGUAUUGCCUGUGUAUUUCAUCUCCAAAAGCCUGAACAACCUCUGAAAAAGAGCUUCUAAAAAGUGAUGAAAGUUGCUUUUUUUUCUUACUAUUUUCUCAGGAAUACUCCAGAGAUGUAAAGCCUGAGAGUCCGUGGUGAUGCUCAAGAGCUUUCAUCUGGCCAAAUAUUUUAACUAAAACUGUUCAUUAUAAAUAAGAGGUGAUUAUACCUUUUUUAAAAAAGUUACCAUUAUUUCUAAAGCCCCUAUGGUAUGAUUGUGACCUUUAACAAAAUGCAAAGGUAUACACUGGAAAGAUACUCAGCAAAAUUCUCUCCAAAUUCUGAUUUAUAUGAAUUUCUUGGACUGGAUAGAGUACUUUCAACUAUACCUUCCUUUGGAACAUACCUUUUAAAAAAUGUUCCCUUUAAAUCCUGUUAUUCUAAUAUGUAACUCUGCUCCCAACAAACAGGUCUCCUCAUUGUCCUUGGCAUUUGACAAGUUAUCCCAACUUCGAAUGUCGUUGCUUCCUUUGCUGGCAGCCUCCACCCUUCCCCGCAUCAGUCGGCCUAAUCCAAACCUUGAAAGCCUGGCUUAAGUCCCAGUAUCAGUGAUGGUCCCCCUCAAAAACAUGAUUUUAUAUUUGGCUGAGUGUUAAAAUUCACAAGAUGAGCAUUUUUUUCCCAGAUGGAGAACGCUUCAACUCAGUCUAGAUUUUUUUUGUUUGUUUUAAGGAAGCUCUAAGUUUGCCAUUGAAACUUUUUGUACCAGUAAUCCAUAAACUGGUUGUUCUAUUUAUAGCAGCAUGUUACAAAUGACUGCUUUUUUUUUUUUUAACUGUCUAUACUAUUAAAUCCUUUAAUUUAUCCUGAAUGCUGUAGUGUUAAAUUAGUGGAUGAAAUUGGCAGUCUGUGGGUGAUUAAUUUGGUAUGGAUUUGUCAGUUUUGUGUGGAGUUUAAGAAAUACAACAGCCUUAAACUCUACAUUUCAAAAUACUUGUAUAUUUUAAAAUAAAGCUGAUUAGUUCACAGGUUUUGAAAA
Molecule: messenger RNA, 2363 nt
Organism: Pongo pygmaeus (Bornean orangutan)
Lineage: Eukaryota; Metazoa; Chordata; Mammalia; Primates; Hominidae
Gene: HCCS
Product: holocytochrome c synthase
Exons: 7
Coding region: 280-1086 (268 amino acids)
Biological process (GO): cytochrome c-heme linkage
Cellular component (GO): mitochondrion
Molecular function (GO): holocytochrome-c synthase activity
Source: RefSeq, a predicted model, not a curated record